This is a messenger RNA of Gasterosteus aculeatus aculeatus (three-spined stickleback), 1204 nucleotides long. NCBI's taxonomy places the organism in Eukaryota, Metazoa, Chordata, Actinopteri, Perciformes, Gasterosteidae. The record is from RefSeq and is a predicted model, not a curated record.
AAAAUCAGCAAUGGAUUGUUGCUUGAAUCUGAUUGUCCUCUUCUGUGGAGUUAACUUCAUCUCCUGCUCUCACUUACCACCACUACAUGGAUCGGACUGAGUGACGACCCUAAAUCGUGGAGGGGCACCAUGGGUAAUGACCCCAACUCCUGGAGAUGGUCAUCGACUGGUGAAACCAGUAGAACUGGUUACCAGAACUGGGCGGUGGGGAAACCAACCAAUCCCCUGCAGACCUGUGCUGUGAUGCUCGCUGAUGGACGAUGGAAUGAAUAUUCCUGUGAAUCAGCUUUAUAUUUUAUUUGUUACACUGAGACGUACCAAGCAACGAAAAGCUUUGUGUUAAUACAACUUUCAAAAAGCUGGUCUGCUGCCCGCGACUACUGCAGACAACACUACACAGAUUUAGCCAAGAUUGAGAAUGAUGAGGAACAGAAUGAGGUCAAUUCCGCAAAUCCAAGCCAUGGCAUAGUUUGGAUUGGUCUGUACCGAGUAUCGUGGACUUGGUCCGACAAGUCACAAAGCUCCUUUAGAGUCUGGGCUAGUAAUGAGCCAAAUAAUUACGACAACGAGGAAUUCUGUGGAGCUAUGACAUCAUCACAUCAAUGGAAUGACAUUGGCUGCUCUUACCUAUUCCCUUUUGUCUGCCAUCAAGUUACCACAUUGAAGACCACGCUCAAGAUGAAGUUUGAGACUGAUGCUGAUAUCACAGAUCCAGCUCUUAACGCCAAGAUCCUGCAGCAGCUGAGUGCAGCGCUGACACGUCAGGGAUUCACUGACUUCAAGCUGAGAUGGAAGAUUCCGCCCAAAAAGCAGGAGAAGACCACGGAAACUCAAUGUGUCAUAAAUGAAUGAUAUAUUUAUUUAACUGCAUUCCUACUAGCUUAUAAUAGUCUUGUUAUUAUCUAUGUUAUUUGUGAAUAAAAACAGACCUCAGCUAUUAGAUGAUUUGCAACUGGUCUGUCUGAUUUAAAAAGUCAUUUAAAAAAACUCUUCUCCAUUAUCAUUCUAAAUACUAUUAUAAAUGUUUUAUUGACACCUUACUUUGUUACACAGUGACUAAAGGACUUGAUGUUACUGCUGUCAUCAAAGGCUUUUAACUGUGAAAUAAAAAAUUUGUCUGGUUUUUCAAAACUUAAAACAACUUCUACUUCUUCUUCCUCUUUGGAAAUCCGAUAAUCAAUGAAUAAGCAAUUGUCUUUUCAUU